Desarmillaria tabescens is the source of this 1864-nucleotide messenger RNA. Its product is annotated as rab-GTPase-TBC domain-containing protein. Lineage: Eukaryota; Fungi; Basidiomycota; Agaricomycetes; Agaricales; Physalacriaceae. The transcript has 15 exons. The record is from RefSeq and is a predicted model, not a curated record. The coding region runs from base 107 to 1774 and encodes 555 amino acids.
UAUCGCAGGGUUAUCUGCUGCGUCGAACAGCAACUUACUAAAUCCAACUGCCAAGUGCCCGGAAAGCACUCUUCAUGACAUCGGGCAGGUAGUCAAAAUACCCACAAUGCCACAGGAGGCUGCCACCGCGACAGUUGCCGCUUCCUUGGACUCGUUGUUGUCGCCCAAGGCCCAGACAUUCGACGUCAACAUCCGAGAAUCUGUGGCGGAAUCCGAUUUCAACGACGUAGUCCUGGAGGAUGAUUCUCGAUUCUCGACUGUCGCUCUUUCUUCGAGGCGUAGUAGUUCCAGCGCAGGCUCGUCGGUACAUACUUUGGACAGUCCUCGACCGCAUAGCAAUUCAUCUACUCUGGAGUCGAGUUUCGAGGCUCCCAAGAAACCUUCUCACAAGAAAUCAGCUUCUACAACGACGAUACGGUCCAAUCAUAAUCUCACGUUUCUUCUAGCAAAGCUGGAGGAGGAUUCCACGAAACGAGGCAGCAUCGACGGACAAAUCAAACUUCAAGAGGGAUUCGUUCGUUUACAAAAGGAGAAGGGAGAUCAAACAGAGACUGAAAAUAGCAAUGACGCUGAGGUUAUUGACUGGGAUUUUUGGGGCGCUGUCAUGUCUGAUUACCAACAAUUUGCCUCCGAAGAACCAGAGAGACUUGCACAGGCCAUCGCCAAAGGAAUUCCUGGAACCCUUCGAGGCAUGAUGUGGCAGCUUAUGGCAGCAUCGAAAGAUCCUGAGUUAGAGAGCACGUAUCUGAAGCUUUUGAAGGAGACAAGUCCGCACGAGAAAGCUAUAACCCGCGAUUUAGGCAGAACGUUUCCUCAUCACGACUUCUUUACCGACGGCGAUGGCAUUGGGCAGGAGAACUUGUUCAAUGUCCUUAAAGCAUAUUCUCUAUAUGAUUCGCAGGUGGGAUAUUGCCAAGGGCUUCCCUUCGUAGUCGCCAUAUUGUUGCUCAAUAUGCCGGAUGAGGAAGCCUUUUCCCUGCUGGUUCGGCUGAUGUAUGUUUACGAUCUUCGAGGCCACUUCCUUCCGGAGAUGCCGAAGCUGCAACUACGUCUGUUUCAGUUUGACCGUUUAGUGGAGGAGCUUCUACCUGUUCUUCAUAUACAUUUCCUUCGCCAAGGUGUCAAAUCCAGCAUGUUCUGUUCACAGUGGUUUUUGACGAUGUUCAGCUACCGAUUCCCAUUAGACGUCGUUUUCCGGAUAUAUGACAACUGUCUAGCAAACGGAAUCGAGGCUAUGUUUGGAUUUAGCAUCGCCCUACUUCGCAAGAACGAGGACUUACUUCUGGGUCUCAAGUUCGAUGAGAUCCUGACGUUUCUCAAUACAAAGCUCUUUGACAGAUACAAGGUGCAGUCUGCUGAAUGCGGAGAUCUCCACGGAGUCAAAUACAAUGCAGACGAGUUCGUGAACGAGGCAGUAUCACUUCGGAUAACGCCAUUUCAGUUAGAUACGUACGGUCACGAAUACGAUGACAUUAUGCGUGAAGCCAACAAGCAUAAAGUCGAGAUGGACGAGCUCAGGACAACGAAUCGAAAUUUGUCCGCCAAAGUCAAAAGCCUUGAAGCAGAUUUCGCUCAACUGAGUACUGAGCACGUAGAACUGUUGAACGAGCUUGUAAAAGCAAGAUUACAAAAUGAAGAAACGGAAAGUGAACUUGUCCGCUAUAAACUUUUAUAUGCGGAAGCCAUGCACCAAAAUGAGGAGGGUCAGUCUUCUAAUCGAAUAUCAAACUCUAUAGCGUCCAUAUUCAGCAGGAGAGGUAGUAGCAAUGUUUGAAUCGUGUUGAAUUCCAUGUAAUAUGCAUAUAUUGUAUUGUUAGCACCUGUACGAUUGCCGGAGGUUUCGGCCGAAGUCGUUCCAUCUACU